Bacillus rossius redtenbacheri is the source of this 4158-nucleotide messenger RNA. RefSeq names its product mucin-12-like. The record is from RefSeq and is a predicted model, not a curated record. Lineage: Eukaryota; Metazoa; Arthropoda; Insecta; Phasmatodea; Bacillidae. The coding region runs from base 1 to 4158 and encodes 1385 amino acids. The transcript has 4 exons.
AUGGAUCCAGCGGCUGCAGCUAGCCGACAGGCCAGCACCAGCCAAGGGCCGAAGGACCCACGCAGGUCUGCGCAGUCCCCCAGGAUGGAAACAGCGGAUGCAGCUAGCCAACAGGCAAGCACCAGCCAUGGGCCGAAGGAACCGCUCAAGUCUGUGCAGUCCCCCAGGAUGGAAACAGCGGAUGCAGCUAGCCGACAGGCCAGCACCAGCCAAGGGCCGAGGGACCCACGCAGGUCUGCGCAGUUCCCCAGGAUGGAAACAGCGGAUGCAGCUAGCCAACAGGCAAGCACCAGCCAUGGGCCGAAGGACCCGCUCAAGUCUGUGCAGUCCCCCAGGAUGGAAACAGCGGAUGCAGCUAGCCAAAGGGCCAGAAACCACCAUGGGCCAAAGGACCCGCCCAAGUCCACGCAGUGCCCCAAUAUGGAAACAGCAGAUGCAGCUAGCCAACAGGCAAGCACCAGCCAUCGGCCGAAGGACCCGCUCAAGUCUGUGCAGUCCCCCAGGAUGGAAACAGCGGAUGCAGCUAGCCGACAGGCCAGCACCCGCCAUGGGCCGAAGGACCCACGCAGGUCUGCGCAGUCCCCCAGGAUGAUAACAACGGAUGCAGCUAGCCAACAGUCAAGCACCAGCCAUGGGCCGAAGGACCCGCUCAAGUCUGCGCAGUCCCUCAGGAUGGAAACAGCGGAUGCAGCUAGCCAACAGGCCAGAAACCACCAUGGGCCAAAGGACCCGCCCAAGUCCACGCAGUCCCCCAGGAUGGAAACAGCAGAUGCAACAAGCCAACUGGCCAGCACCAGCCAUGGGCCAAAAGACCCGUGCACGUCCGUGCAGUACCCCAGGAAGGAAAUCCCGGCUACAGUUAGCCGACAUGUAAGCACCCGACAUGGGCUGAAGGACACGCGCACGUCUGUGCAGUCCCCAAGGAUGGAAACAGCGGAUGCAGCUAGCCAACAGGCCAGCACCCACCAUGGGCCGAAGGACCCGCCUAAAUCUGCGCAGUCCCCCAGGAUGGAAAAAGCGGAUUCAGCUAACCGAAAGGCCAGUACCCGCCAUGGGCCGAAGAACUCGCCCAAGUCUGCGCAGUCCCCCAGGAUGGAAACAGUGGAUGCAGCUACUCGACAGGCCAGUACCCGCCAUGAGCCGAAGGACCCGCCCAAGUUCGCGCAUUCACCCAGAAUGGAAACAGCAGAUGCAGCUACCCGAAAGACCUGUACCCGCCAUGGGCCAAAGGACCCGCCCAAAUCUGCGCAGUCCCACAGGAAGGACAGCACAGCUGCAGCUACCCGACAGGCCAGCAACCACCAUGGGCCGAAGGACCCGCCCAAGUCUGCGCAGUUCCCCAGGAUGGAAACAGCGGAUGCAGCUAGCCAACAGGCCAGCACCCACCAUGGGCCGAAGAACCCGCCCAAGUCUGCGCAGUCCCCCAGGAAGGACAGUACGGCUGCAGCUACCCGACAGGCCAGCAACCACCAUGGGCCGAAGGACCUGCCCAAGACCUCACAGUCCCCCAAAAUGGAAACAGCGGAUGCAGCUACCCGACAGGCCAACAUUCCCCAUGGGCCAAAGGACCCGCCCAAGUCUGCACAGUCCCCUAGGAUUAAAACAGUGGAUGCAGCUACCCGACAGGACAGUACCCUCCAUGGGCCGAAGGACCCGCCCAAGUCUGUGCAGUCCCCCAGUAUAGAAACAGCGGAUGCAACAAGCCAACAGGACAGUACCCUCCAAGGGCCGAAGGACCUGUCCAAGUCUGCACAGUCCCCCAUUAUGGAAACAGCGGAUGCAGCUACCCGACAGGCCAGCACCCACAGUAGGCCAAAGGACCCUCCCAAGUCUGCACAGUCCCCCAGUAUGGAAACAGCUAAUGCAGUUACCCGACAGGCCAGCACCCGCCGUGGGCCGAAGGACCCGCCCAAGUCUGUGCAGUUUCCCAGUAUAGAAACAGCGGAUGCAACAAGCCAACAGGACAGUACCCUCCAAGGGCCGAAGGACCUGUCCAAGUCUGCGCAGUCUCCCAGGAUGGAAACAGCGGAUGCAGUUACCCGACAGGACAGUACCUGCCAUGGGCCGAAGGACCCGCCCAAGUCCUCGCAGUCCCCCAAAAUGGAAACAGCGGAUGCAGCUACCCGACAGGCCAGCACUCCCCAUGGGCCGAAGGACCCGCCCAAGUCUGCGCAGUCCCCCAGGAAGGGAACAGCGUAUGCAACUACCCGACAGGACAGUACCCGCCAUGGGCCGAAGAACCCGCUGAAGUCCGCGCAGUCCCCCAGGAUGGAAACAGCGAAUGCAGCAGGCCAACAGUCCAGCGUCCGCCAUGGACCGAAGGACCCGCUCAAGUCUGCGCAGUCACCCAGGAUGGAAACAGAGGAUGCAGUUACCCGACAGGCUUGCAUCUGCCGUGGGCCGAAGGACCCGCCCAAGUCUGCGCAGUCCCCCAGGAUGGAAACAGCGGAUGCAGUUACCCGACAGGACAGUACCUGCCAUGGGCCGAAGGACCCGCCCAAGUCUGCGCAGUCCCUCAGGAUGGAAACAGCGGAUGCAGCUACCCGACAGGACAGUACCCGCCAUGAGCCGAAGGACCCGCCCAAGUCUGCACAGUUUCCCAGGAUGGGAACUGCGGAUGCAGCUACCCGACAGGACAGUGCCCGCCAUGGGCCGAAGGACCCGCCCAAGUCUGCGCAUUCCCCCAGGAUGGAAACAGUGGAUGCAGCUACCCGACUGGACAGUACCUGCCAUGAGUCGAAGGACCCGCUCAAGUCUGCGCAUUCCCCCAGGAUGGAAACAGCGGAUGCAGCUAGCCAACAGGCCAGCACCCGCCAUGGGCCGAAGAACCCGCUCAAGUCUGCGCAGUCCCCCAGGAUGGAAACAGCGGAUGCAGCUAGCCAACAGGCCAGCACCCGCCAUGAGCUGAAGGACCCGCUAAAGUCUGCGCAGUCCCCCAGGAUGGAAACAGCGGAUGCAGCUAUCCGACAGGUCAGUACCCGCCAUGGGCCGAAGGAUUUGCCCAAGUCCGCGCAGUCACCCAGGAUGGAAACAGCGGAUGCAGCUACCCGACAGGCCAGCACCUGCCAUGGGCCGAAGAACCCGCCCAAGUCUGCGCUGUCCCCCAGGAAGGUCUCCACGCCUGUAACUUCCCGACAGGCCAGCACCCGCCAUGGGCCGAAGAACCCGCCCAAGUCGUCGCAGUCCCCCAGGAAGGACUUCACAGCUGCAGCUACCCGACAGGCCAGCACCCGCCAUGGGCCGAAGGACCCACCCAAGUCUGCGCAGUCCCCCAGGAAGGACUCCACGGCUGCAGCUACCCGACAGGUCUGCACCCGCCGUGGGCCGAAGGGGUUGCGCAAGUCUGUGCAGUCCCCCAUAAAGGACUCCACGGCUGCACCUACCCGACAGGCCAGCUCUCGCUAUGUCCUGAAGGACCCAUGCAAGUCCGCGCAGUCUACUAGGGGAAGGAAGCGGAAGUUAGAAGCCGCCGUAAGCGGAAGCCCAGCCAAAAAACGCAAAAUUCCUGUGAGUAAAGUACCAGAUGCUGUCAGCUGUAGUAUCCAAAGUAAGCCCGUUGCCAAAACUGGAAAACCUAAACGAAAUGUUCGGUCCACCGCACCACGACGAGAUGCAAGUCCUCAACCGAGCACGAGCGAUGGACGACGUGGAAAGUAUUUGGUAUUCCUUCCAAUACAACCGCUUGGGCGACGUAGGAAGAAUAAGCGCAAAGCACGUGAUUCUUCAAGUGAUUCCUCAGUAGAGAGUGUAAAAAUACUACCCCGAAAAAAGAUACAAUUUUCAAAAGUUGGUUUCCUUAAAAAGAAAACUGAGAAGGAACUGCAUCCUGGAAUCAGAAACGUGGACAUUCCUGUUCAGUCGAAUGUACAGCUUUUCAUUCGUUUCCUGAUAUUUAGUUGGUUUCCCAAAGACGACCUUAAUGGAUUCUCUACAAUCAGCAUCGUAGACCUCGAUAGCAGCGACGUCAACAACUGCAGAGAUCUUGGUGGAAGGUGUAGCAUCGACGUCGGAGACACAGAUUGCUGCGACGACGACGGCAGUGGAGAUCUCAAUGGUAGCGACACCGACUGCGAUUCAGAUACCGGAGGCAUCUCUGAUACCAGCUGCAGAGAUACCGGCUGCAGAGGAGGCAUCGACAGGCGCUGUUCCAUCGGCUGA